Cimex lectularius (bed bug) is the source of this 1934-nucleotide messenger RNA. It is a transcript of the gene Nup54, whose product is annotated as nuclear pore complex protein Nup54. The record is from RefSeq and is a predicted model, not a curated record. NCBI's taxonomy places the organism in Eukaryota, Metazoa, Arthropoda, Insecta, Hemiptera, Cimicidae. Gene Ontology annotation, molecular function: structural constituent of nuclear pore. The coding region runs from base 144 to 1829 and encodes 561 amino acids. The transcript has 11 exons. Gene Ontology annotation, cellular component: nuclear pore; nuclear pore central transport channel. Gene Ontology annotation, biological process: protein localization to nuclear inner membrane; nuclear pore organization; NLS-bearing protein import into nucleus.
AGCAACGAUGCAGUUGGCGGCAAGUAACCUCACAGCACCUGCCCUUCUCGUCAGGUAGGAAAACAAAUCUUUGAUUCGGCUCGGUCGUAAGCAGAAGCUGCUGAGUGCUGUCCGCCUGCUGCUGAUUUUCCGUCGAAAGACAAAUGACUCUCAACUUCGGUUCGACGCCCGCGUUCGGCGUUGCCCCUUCGACAGGCGCGACCGGCUUCGGCUUCGGCACCCAGGCGGCAACAACCAAACCUGCUGAAUUUGGGUCGAAUUUGACAUUUGGGGCUCCCGCUACUACUUCAACACCCAGUUUCGGCUUAGGUUCAAAUGCUCAGACGACAGCAUCAACCGGUUUCGGGUUUGGCACUGGCUUCGGUACGACUGCCACAUCCCAGCCAACUGCUUUUAGUGGAUUCGGCUCAUCAGCCACGACGACGACGACCUUCUCUGGCUUUGGCGCGCCGGCACCGACCACCUCGAGUUUCUUCGGCUUCGGCUCUUAUCCAUCAACUACCACAUCAGCCCCGUCAUUAUUCUCAGGCUUCGGCCAGCAAAACACACUUUCAUCAUUCGGUUUAAAACCCUUUGGCCAGACUCAAUCGACCUUUGGGCUGGGAAGUUCUUUAGGACAAGGCCUGGGUCAACAACAACAACAACAACUUCAGCAGCAGCAGCAACAGCAACAACAAUCUGGUGUGGAGCAGGUCACGAAUUCUGUUUUCAAUUGUGCUAUGUUUGGUGAUGAACACGACAAAACGCUUUCCAAGCUGAAUUUUCUACAGGCUUGUUGGGGAACGGGCAAAGGUUAUUACAAUACAAACAUCCCACCUGUCGAAUAUACUUCAACCAAUCCUUUUUAUAAAUUUAAAUCAAUAGCGUAUAGCUCAAAACCAUCUGUUGACGCCAAGGACGGUCUAGUGGCAUUGCAAUUCAAUAAAAAGGAGGAAGACAUAAGAAAACAGCAAGAUGCAUUGAAAUCAUCAUUAUCUGCAGUACUCGGUAAUAAGCCUAAUCUUGCUGUUAAUGUGGAUAAUAUAAGACCAGUGUCAGACAAUUCGGCAAUUGUUUUCAUCUAUGUUGAAGAAAAAUUUCCAAAUGGCCAGACAAAACGAAUAUCAAACACAAAUCUAACAAACUACUUGAUGCAAAUGACCCAGAAGUCGCAACUCGAAAAUAUGGGUGUCUGCCGAGCGUAUCCGAUCAACUCGCCGGACGAAGAGCAGAUCAAAGAGUACCUCAGCGUCCCGCCACCCGGCGUGGACCCUGUCAUAUGGAAAACUGCACAGGCAAACAACCCAGACCCUAAGAAUCUCAUCCCCGUGCCGAUUAUGGGCUACGGCGAAGUCAAAUGGCGUUACCAUUGUCAAGUUGAACAGACAAAGCGGCACCAGGCAUUCAUUGAUAAGAUCGCAGAGGAAAUACUGAACCUCAAAAGCGAAAAUGAAUCAUCAAGGCUGAAACUGUUAGAAUUUAAGCAAAAAAUUGUUGAAAUUGAUCACAGAAUUUUAAAGUUGAUGGUGAAGCAGCAGGCCACGAGGAAUAUUGGUGUUGCUCUCCAACCAGAAGAAGAAGUUAUGAGGAGCAGAUUAGAUAGUGUUCAAAAUCAAUUGAACGCACCGCAGUUUAGUGGAAGGUUGAAUGAGCUUUUGACACAAGUCAGACUGCACAAACAGGAAGCGACACAGGAAAAUCUGGACGCUUAUAAAAUGACGGAUACGAUGCAACAAGAAAUUAAACAGUUUUUAUUGAUGCAACAAGAGGGCAUCAAAUCACUCAUCGAGAUCAUGCAAAGUGAUAUGGCUGACCUCAAGGCGAUAGAACAACAGCUGAAGAAAAAAUGACACAAGAUUUCUAGCCGGAGUUUUGUACACGUAAAACAUUAAACAUAACAGUUUGGAUAUAUUUAUUGGGAUAUUUGUGUAAAUACAAUUUUUUUUCAGGAUUUC